Messenger RNA from Aspergillus oryzae RIB40, 981 nucleotides. Its product is annotated as RTA1 domain-containing protein. NCBI's taxonomy places the organism in Eukaryota, Fungi, Ascomycota, Eurotiomycetes, Eurotiales, Aspergillaceae. The transcript has 5 exons. Bases 1 to 981 code for a protein of 326 amino acids. Gene Ontology annotation, cellular component: membrane. The record is from RefSeq and is a predicted model, not a curated record.
AUGGCGCAACUUGAGCCUUAUGCAGGGGAUUACUACCUCUGGGCAUAUCUACCAUCAGUCCCAGCAGCUGUUAUCUUCCUCCUGCUUUUUCUGGGUGCCACCAUCUACCACUUCUGGAAACUAUGGAAAAUGCGAGUUGGGUUCUGUCUCGCCUUCGCCAUUGGAGGCAUAUUCGAAGUUAUCGGAUACGGUGCACGGGCUGCUGCUUACAACAGAACUGGAGAAAUCAUGCCCUACUGCAUCCAGAAUGUGUUCAUUCUUCUUGGCCCGGUUCUCUUCGCCGCAUCAGUGUACAUGACCCUCGGCCGCAUCAUCCGCAGUGUCCGAGCCGAACAUCACUCGCUGAUCCGAGUCGGCUGGUUGACUAAAGUCUUUGUCCUGGGUGACGUGCUCUCCUUCGUGAUCCAAGGUAGCGCAGCAGGUCUGAUGGCGACAGGAUCAAACGCGAAGAUGGGGAAGAAUAUCGUGAUUGUCGGUCUGUUGGUCCAAGUUAUCAUGUUCGGGCUGUUUAUUGUAACUUCGAUCGUGUUUCAAAAACUCAGUGUGCUGAUCAUGGUUCGAUCUAUAUUUCGGGUGAUCGAAUAUGCCAUGGGCCAGGACGGGUACUUGUUGAGCCAUGAAUGGCCAAUGUAUGUCUUUGAUACAUUGCUGAUGUUCGCUGUCAUGGUGAUCUGGGGGGUAUGGUACCCGGGAAACCUCGACUUCCUGAUACAAAAGCCUGCCUCAGACACUAUGAGCCUGAGGAAGGAUUACGGUGUUCAUAGGCUGGCUAUCCACGAAGUUAGUGAACUUGGAACGAAGCACUUCUGCUUAGAAGUACACUUUACCUAUUUUAUUCUUGUAUAUAAUACUCCUCGGCCACCCCAUAGUCAGAUGGAUCAGAUUCCUGCUUCGACAGAAGCAUGGUUAAUAUACAUUGACGACUUUAAAACAAACUACAACAUUGGUAUUACGCAUGUGGGAUUACCAACAAGCGCCUAG